AUGACACAUUUUUCAAGGCACCGACCAGGCCGCCUCCGCCUUCCCCUCGAUCCAGCGUGGAAGUCGGAAGACGAGUACGUCCAGUCGGUUCUCACCUUCGCAACAACCUCAGAUCUAUUCCGCAAUCUCUGUGGCGGAGUACAUAUUCUGGACUUCCUCACGCGAGAACCUGAUCUCUACACCACCGUCCUGCCACCAGAAUGGCGCGACUGGUUCGAGCAGGUCGACAUUGAUCGAGUCCUCGACCUACUCAUGCGCGAUGAUCUAGCCAGGUACGUGGAUGCGGACCAAGAGUCCCAAAACUCAGACACCACGACGCCACGUCCUCCAGCAAGUCUGGUCGACUAUAUCUCCACAAUCAGAAAACAUAGCCUCAAACGGACAUUCACACCACCCUCAGACGACAUCUCAGAACUACCGCCCCAUGUCGCCGUGGGGAUGAAGACCAAGAAAGUGCACGAAGUGACUAACAUUGCUGCGUACGUGGGCCAGCUGUGCGAUGAGUUCUCGUCACAACAUCCGGACCAGGAACCUCUGACUGUGGUUGAUUUCGGCUCCGGCCAGAAUUAUCUGGGCCGAACGCUAGCUUCACCGCCGUACAAUAAGCAGGUCGUUGCGAUUGAGAAGAGGCACCACAAUAUCACGGGCGCGAAGAGCAUGGACGUGCAUGCGAAACUGGCCAAGAAGGAGAAAGUCAUGCGGAAUAAAAAGGAGUGGAAACGCCAGCUUGGGCUUAGCAACGGGAGUCAGAAUGUGGCUGGGAAGCCGCCGCCGCCGACGACCCUAUCGGUUGAGAACACGCCCUCGAAGUCUCCCUCGGAGGAUGUGUCGACUACUACAAGGCUAGACUCUCACACGACAGAGCCGAACAUUGUAGGCAUUGAACUCGGAGAAGGCAAAGGCAGCAUGACGUACGUCGAGCAUGACAUUCAAGACGGAUACCUGGAGCAUGUCAUCUAUCCCGCAACUCCCAAGCGGCGAGCACCACAAGACCAAGACCAAGCACAAGGACAGGCCGAGUGUUGUCCGGCAGACAACGACCAAGAAUCCUCAGACCGCAGGACGCUACCCAUCCCACCGCCUCCCGCAGCACACCCGCCCUCGAUAGUCAUCUCGCUACACUCAUGCGGCAACCUCACGCACCACGCGCUACGCUCCCUCGUGCUCACACCCUCCAUCCGCGCCUGCGCUGUCAUCGGCUGCUGCUACAACCUGCUGACAGAACGCCUCGGUCCCGUAACGUACAAACUGCCCCAACUGCGCCCAAACCACCCGCGCUUGGCCGCCACGGGCGGAGCAUACGACCCGCACGGCUUCCCCAUGUCCAAGACGCUCGAGGAUUUCGUGCCGCCCUCACAGGCAGGCCCCGAUCGCGAUACAGAUCCCCAGGCUGUCACUGGCGUCCGCCUCAACAUCACAGCCCGCAUGAUGGCCGUCCAAGCGCCCUUCAACUGGGGCCCGCUCGACAGCGAACUGUUCUUCCGCCGGCACUUCUACCGCACGCUCCUGCAGAAGAUCUUGUUAGAUCUGGGCGUCGUCAAACAGUGCCCGGACCCGGCUCAGGUCCCCGCGGGAGGGAGCAUCACCGGCCGCGACGACCAGGGGACGCCGCUGAUCGUGGGGUCCCUUCCGAAGGCCUGCUUCGUGACGUUCCGCGCGUACGUGCGCGGCGCGUUGGCGAAAUUGCGCGCCGACCCCACUGACGGGGAUAUGGUCACGCGGCUGACGCAGGGUCUGAGUGAUGAGAUGGUCGACGCGUACGAGGCCCGCUUUGCGUACGCGAGGAAGAAUCUCGCGGUGAUUUGGAGUCUCAUGGCGUUUAGCGCGGGGGUGGUGGAGAGUAUCAUUGUCACGGACCGGUGGUUGUUUCUUAGGGAGCAGGAGGGUGUGAGGGAUGCGUGGGUCGAUGUCGUGUUUGAUUAUACUUUGAGUCCGCGCAAUUUUGUCGUGGUGGGAGUUAAGUAG
Messenger RNA from Cladophialophora yegresii CBS 114405, 1965 nucleotides. RefSeq lists its product as uncharacterized. The coding region runs from base 1 to 1965 and encodes 654 amino acids. The transcript has a single exon. The record is from RefSeq and is a predicted model, not a curated record. NCBI's taxonomy places the organism in Eukaryota, Fungi, Ascomycota, Eurotiomycetes, Chaetothyriales, Herpotrichiellaceae.